Molecule: messenger RNA, 2631 nt
Organism: Folsomia candida
Lineage: Eukaryota; Metazoa; Arthropoda; Collembola; Entomobryomorpha; Isotomidae
Product: venom carboxylesterase-6
Exons: 16
Coding region: 412-2469 (685 amino acids)
Source: RefSeq, a predicted model, not a curated record
UAUAUAGUUGCAACAGGACAUAUCUAGCAUAGCCAAACUGUUGUGGUGGUCGCCAAACUGCAAAAGUGAUCACACAAAGAGAAAUUUCCUUGUAGUCACUGCUCGUGUAUUUUUCUAGCAUCUACUACCACGAAUGAAUGUGGUGGCAGAGAUCAAGUAAAGUCGUCUGUGAGGAAGUAUUUUUUUGCUUAGCUUCGUAGUGUUUAAAGAUCUCUGGUGCGUCAGAACUCAUUUCAGUCAGUGGUGUCCAGUGGUCCAGUUUCCAGCUUCGGAAAGGGACCGUAAAAAUAUUUUCCUUGAAAUGUUCCUCACAGUAAAUCUGGCGUGAAACAGUUAGAGACUUCUUCAUAAAAGAUAAAAGAUAGUUACUCAUUUUAGUUAAAGUGUCUUUUAAACUGCGGAUAUCCGAUCAUGUCUGCUGCAACGCCACAAAGCAAAGAAACCUUUGGUUCGUCAUAUUGUGAAAAGCAGAAAUAUAUAUGGACAUAUCUAGCUAAUUUAUUCGAAGGCAGAAAAAAAGUCUCAAUUAGAAUCGAAGAUUAUAGCCAAAAAUCCGAUAAAUCGUCGCAUGUGAAGAGUAGUAAAUCAACAAAGCAAUCACUCCUAUUGAUAUCCGCCUACAUUUACGUCCCAAUUCUGCUGGCCGCAGCGGUAGUUCGAUACUAUGGCGGAGUGAAUGAGGCAAUGAUCGCGGCGAUGACGCUCAUGUAUUACAACUACGGACUCCUCCAUGGGCAUGGACCUCCAGUAUUUGUGGACAUCGAGGAUGGUCGACUCAAGGGAUUCACAGCUUAUUCCAGAGAGGGUCGAGAAUAUUAUGAAUUUUUGGGAAUUCGUUACUCAGAGGCAAUGAUUGGAAAAUUGAGAUUUCAGGCACCAAUCCCUGCUCCCAAAUGGGAAGGUGUAAAAGACGCGACGGGUUACGGUCCUGCCUGUACACAGUACGAUCUAUUUUUACAAGCGGUUAUGGGCGAAGAAGACUGCCUAACCUUGAACAUAUAUUCGCCACAGAUAAACUCCACAGAUGGAAAAUUGCUUCCUGUGCUUAUUUUCAUCCACGGUGGGAUGUUUCACUUUGGACGUGCAAUGGAUUUUCGGGGAACCCAUUUUAUGGAUGAAGCUGUUGUAAUAGUCACAAUAAAUUAUCGACUACAAGCUUUCGGUUUCCUUAACACUGGUGACGGCGUGGUUCGAGGUAACAUGGGGUUGAAGGACCAAGUGAUGGCAAUGCGUUGGGUUAAAAGAAAUAUCGCAUCUUUUGGGGGAGAUCCUGGUCUGGUUACGAUAUGGGGAGAAUCUGCUGGUGGUGCAUCAACGCAUCUGCACACCUUAUCACCAAUGUCAAAAGGAUUAUUCACGAGGGCCAUCUCUAACAGUGGUUUUGCACUUGCCCAUUGGAGUUUCAUACGGAAGCCGAAAGAACAGUCUGAAAUAUUUGCCAAAAAGUUGGGUUGUCCAACCCAGUCUACUCAUGAAAUGGUCGAAUGCUUACAAAAGGUUAGCUCGUAUCGUAUUGCUGAAUUAUUUCGAGGAAACCACGACGUUCUGCAUCCCAGGCUGGAUGUCUUUGCACCAACAAUUGAAAGCGGAUCGCCGAAUGAUAAUGACACGGAGACAUUUCUAUCCGAGCAUCCUAGAGAGCUUUUGAGACGAGGAGAAAUCAUUUCAAAGGUGCCCAUGAUUAACGGGGCUAAUUCGCACGAGGGCUUAAUUUAUGCAGGAUACUUUGUAAGGAACCAGACAAUCACGGAUUCCUUGAAUGACGAAUGGCACAAACACUCCCCAGUUCUUAUGGAUUUUGAAGAUCUCCACAAUGAGACUAGACAUGAAGUCGCAUCCCAAAUUUGGGACUACUAUUUGGGAAAUAAAACUGUAGGGAUGGCCAGUUUAUAUGAAAUCGUCGACUUAUUCUCAGACACUAGCUUUUUUAAGCCGAUGGAAGAAACGGCCUUAGAAUUCGCAAAGUCCUUGCCCCUCUACCUCUACCUUUACAACCACCACGGAGAGUUUGGAGUUGCUCAAGGCUACUUCAGAAUAACAAUGAAGCUACCAAUGGCCUUGGAUGGACUAAUGGCAACUGGACUUCAAAUGCUAAAAAAACACGUCUUUGGAAUACAAGAGAAACAUUGGGGAGUGUCUCAUGCGGACGAAUUGGCAUUAUUUUUCAAAAUGCACCCCGUACUCAGCAGGAUCGACCCUGGCCAUGAAGAAUAUCAGUUUUCAAGAGAAUUGAUUAGGAGUUGGGCAUAUUUUGCAAAGCAUGGGAAACCCCCAGCCUUCAACGGGGAACACCAAUGGACUCCAGUCAUAAGUGGGCAACCGUUGAAGUACAUGAAAUUAGACAGCGCAAAGUCUCCUGGGCUGAUUCAAGCUCCGUGGUCCGAGCGUCUUAAAUUUCUCAGUUCCUUACCCGGAUUCCAGUGCAUUACUCAAUAUCAUAACACAACAAACCCUUCAAUUUGCAUAUGAGCAGAAAUAUAUAUAUUAUGGGGAAUUGUUUUAUUGUAUCAGAUGAUCUCAACUACUAGUUUUAGAUAUUUUAAACUUUGCGUCUUAGGAUUAGUCUGUCUUUAUAAUGCGAACUCUGAUAUUGUGAGCAAUAAAGUUUGAUAUGUAGCCACAAAAAUGCAA